GGUUGGGGUGGAGGUUUUUGCUUUUCUCGGGGCGGCGUAAGGGAGCGGCGGCCGGAGUAGCGGCGAUGGAUCCGUUCACCGAGAAACUGCUCGAACGAACCCGUGCCAGGAGGGAGAACCUGCAGAAGAAAAUGGCUGAGCGGCCAGCCAUGGCAGCGAGACUUGCAGCGCAGACCAAGAGGGUCAGAGAGCCUUUGUCAGAGACUGGUAACCAGGCACCUCUUCCUGAUGAAGAAGUGAAACCUAGUACUAAACCAUCGCCAUCAAAGAGACGCUGCUCCAAUAAUAUAGAGACCCAAGCUUCCACUACAGAGAAUACACAGCCUGUUCCUUCAAGUUCCCCAAGCCACCGUUCUCCUGUGAUGAACUCGGAGUUGCAUGGAACUGUGUGCAACAAGGCUUCACCGGCUCAAUCUUUUGAGAAAGGAAAAACAAGCACCAAGUCAGAAACUCCUGCAACUCUUUCAGUCAAAACACGUAUGCAGAAACUGGCAGAACAGCGACGCUGCUGGGAUAGUGAGGAUCCCUCUGAAUGUGCUCGUCUGUCUCCCCUCCAGUCAAAGGACCUGUCUGUUUCUCCACCUAAGCGGGCAACUAAUGAUCUGGCAAGCAGUACCCCUAUUGGGAGAAGGGGCCGUUUGGCUAACCUUGCAGCUACAAUUGGCUCCUGGGAAGAUGACCUAAGUCAUCCAUCUGCAAAGCAAAACAAUGCACAAGAACAGCCUGGCACUACUUGUUUAUCCAAAUUGUCCACUACAAGUGGAGCAUCUGCUGGAAUCAAUAGUAGCAGUGUAAAGCAGGAAGCUGCAUCCUGUUCUCAAAGGCUUGUUGAGGCUUCUAUUAAUAAACCAGCAAACUCAAAGAUAGCGGAUCCAAAUAAUUCUAUAACACAGUCCUCAAGCAGUACUGUUCCUGCUUGUGAGGAAUCUGAAGUGUCACGACAGCUAAUAAAGAAUCCCUGCAGCCCUCAGAAGACUGAGAAACGCACACAGACGGUACAAUCAACUUUGUCUCAGUCGGUUCAGUCCAAAGAAGAGACAGUCAAAGGAACACAUGUGCAACCUGAACCUAAGGAUAAACCCACAACACCAGGGGGAUCAGGAAUUAAGCCCUUCCUGGAACGUUUUGGAGAGCGCUGUCAAGAGAACAGUGCACGCAGUCCUUCCACGAAUACCGCGGGGUUCAGAACGCCCAUCGUCACCCCAAACACAAGGACAAUCCAGGAAAAGCUUCUCAAACAAAAUGAAAAUUCCUCUACUGCCACUUUAGCGCUUCAGCUUAAGCAGGAACGUGAACGAGAACUUGCAUGCAUUCGUGGCCGAUUUGAUAAGGGCAAUCUGUGGAGUGCAGAGAGAAGUGAAAGUUCUAAGAGAAAACUUCCAGAAGCUAAAAUGGAUGGCCCAUCUCAGGGUAGUCCAAAACGUUCUCCUCGUUCAGAUACUACUUCUGGAUCAGCAGAAGACACACCAGCAGGAGACAGGCCAGUAGAAUCUCCCAGUGUAGAAUCUUCAGGUGCUCCUAAAUGUGAAGAGACUGAUAAAUCCAGUUCUCUGAUGGUCACUCAGCCAAAGAGUCCUGUAGAAGCGAUGCCUGUGUCAAAACUUGAACAACUUGCUGAGAAACCAGAUGAUGAAGUAUGUGAAGGUGAAAUGAAGGCUGGUGAUGAAAUGAAUAGCUCGAAAGUGAUAAAUGAAAUUUUUGGAAUUCUUCAAGAGGAUGGUCCAGACAUAGAAAAGCUGAAGAAGGAAAUGAGCAUGAGCCUGGAGGGUGAAAGUGAUGAUGAUGAGCAGGAAGAGUCACUCAAUAUUUCAUCAAUGUCUCUGUUAACCCCUCUAGUGGAAUCUGUUGGUCCAGAGGUCUUUGUUUCUCCUAGUAAGUCAGUUGGUGAGGAUAGCAGUGUCAGUGAUGUAAGUCAAAAGUCUGAGAAGUUCCAGAGGACUAAAGUCCCCAGGGCAGAAUCUGGAGACAGCAUGAGCUCUCUGUCAGAAGAUCGCAGCCUCCCGUAUAGUGUUGAUGCAUAUAGAUCUCAAAGAUUCAAAGAAACAGAUCGUCCUUCAAUAAAGCAAGUCAUUGUUCGCAAAGAAGAUGUUGCUUCCAAACUGGAAAUGAAAAAGAAUGGUCCAUGUGAUCAAGUCAAUAUCAAAAAGAAAAUGCAGGAGCUGAACAAUGAGAUCAACAUGCAGCAGACAGUGAUUUACCAAGCCAGCCAAGCUCUGAACUGCUGUUUUGAUGAAGAACAUGGAAAAGGGUCACAAGAGGAAGCAGAAGCAGAGAGACUACUUCUCCUUGCAACUGAGAAGAGAACUGCUUUAUUGGAAGAAUUAAAUAAACUGAAGAUUGAGGGACCUCUUAGAAGAAAUAAAGCUGCGUCAGCGUCUUCUGACUUCACUCCAUCCAGGGGAUCUGUUUCUAUUUCAGAAAUGCGUCUACCUCUAAAAGCAGACUUUGUGUGUGGUACAGUUCAAAAACCAGAAGCAGCAAACUACUACUAUGUGAUAAUUCUCAGAUCUGGAGCAGAAAACAUGGUUGCAACUCCCUUAGCAAGUACUGCCAGUUCCCUGAAUGGAGAUGCACUUACUUUUACUACAACAUUUACCAUGCAUGAUGUAUCAAAUGACUUUGAAAUAAAUAUAGAAGUCUACAGUUUGGUACAGAGAAAAGAAGCUCCAGGCACUGAUAAAAAGAAAAAAGCAAAUAAAUCUAAGGUUAUCACUCCAAAAAGAUUAUUAACAUCUAUUACCUCUAAAAGCACCCUUCUUACUCCAGCCAUGGCCAGUCCAGGGGGCCCUAAUGCUGUGCGCACUACUAACUUCAUCCUUGUUGGAUCCCACAAGCUGUCGUUGUCUUCUGUAGGACAUGCCAAAUUUGCACUGGAGAAGAUGAAUUUUGAAGGGGAGGAAAGAGAACUGUUGAGCUAUAUGUUCCGGGACAAGGUUCCUGUUUUGUCUCCUUUGGAAGGUCACAUAUAUCUAAAGUUAAAAUGCCAAGUGGACUCUUCUGUGGAGGAAAAAGGGUUCUUGACUAUGUUUGAAGAUGUCAGUGGGUUUGGAGCUUGGCACAGGCGGUGGUGUGUGCUUGCUGGAAACUGUAUAUCCUACUGGACGUACCCAGAUGAUGAGAAACGGAAGCAUCCUUUGGGCCGGAUAAACUUGGCUAACUGCACGACUCGUCAGAUUGAGCCUGUCAACAGGGAGUUCUGUGCCCGACCCAACACUUUUGAACUAAUAACUGUCCGUCCUCAGAGGGAAGAUGAUAAAGAGACUCUUGUCAGCCAAUGCAGAGACACGCUGUGUGUUACAAAGAAUUGGCUAUCUGCUGAUACUAAGGAAGAACGUAACCUUUGGAUGCAAAAGCUGAAUCAAGUUCUUGUUGACCUUCGUAUGUGGCAACCUGAUGCUUGCUACAAACCAAUUGGAAAGCUUUAACCACAGGAAGGAGAACAUGAAGAGAACACCUAUGCAAAAGGCCGUGUGAACUAAAAAAGGAAAAAAAUUAAAAAAAAAAAAAUCUGUGGGAAGUCAUCUGGAUCACUUAAGCUUUAAAUUAGAGAGAUUACAUACCUUUAUAUAGGGCUGUUAUGCAGUAUUUUUGUCUCCCUUUAAGGAUUUUAGAACUUAUUUCAUAGCUUUUGAGUAUAGUAGGAAACAAUUAGCUGUUUCUAAAUAUGCUAAAUAUUUAUAUAACUUUUGGGAUGUGUUUUUAGCUAAGUACAUUCUCUUCUUGAAAAAAACUAAAUUAUUGCAGGAAAUAGCACUUCAGGGCUCAGGGCCAGGGGGGAGCUAGUGAAAACACAAGCUUAUUAGCUAUCUCAGCUCCCCGGAUGAGUAGUUCAGAGUUCUCUGAGAAGAAAGGUGUUGAAGCAGGAACUUUAAUGUUGGAGGCUUUUUUCAUAAUGAUCAGGCAUGGAAUUUAAUAGUAACUUCAUUCUAAAGCAUGCAAUAUAGGCGUUUCUUGCUUGCACAAUAUCCUUGUGGUCAGAACAGGAGAUAUUCACAAUACUCAUGCUUCUUCUGUUUUAAAUAUUUUUGUUGUUUCUCGUACAACCUGGUAUGGAUAAGUGUAUGACAUGUAUACUAUGUUGUUUACAGGUGUGGAAUUAUGUAUGCAGUAUAUUGCACUUUGAUAGAAAUGAAAGGUCUUGAAUAUUUUUGUUAGGACUGCUAUAUUAAAAAUAAAUUUUAGCCUUAGUGUUGUGUACGUCGGUAUUUCCUGGACCUCACAAUUUGUACAAGCUUGAAUUCUACUCCAUUUGAGGGCCAGGAAUAGGCUGUAAAAUAGCUUUUCCUGUAAGACACUAUAAAGCUGCUAUCUACCAACUAAUGCUCUGGCAGAAAGUAUGGGUCUUCCUCCUGCCAUAAAUGUCUGUAAUUGCAUAUAAAAACAGUACUACAGGCCCAUCAUAAAAUGCCAAAACUACUCAGUUAAAAUCUGCUAUUUUCACAGCUUUUCACUGUUCUUAGUGAAAUACUAUCUGAUUACCCCACUAUUACAAAUGCAGUAGUGGAAUACUUGUUUAGCUGUUGUAUUUUCACACUUGAAACACUAAAUUCUGUUAUCUUAAACUGCCUUUUGUACUGUACUUUUGCUUUUAAAUCUACUUUUCUUUU
Messenger RNA from Centrocercus urophasianus (Greater sage-grouse), 4607 nucleotides. RefSeq names its product anillin actin binding protein (gene ANLN). The record is from RefSeq and is a predicted model, not a curated record. Gene Ontology annotation, cellular component: actomyosin contractile ring. Lineage: Eukaryota; Metazoa; Chordata; Aves; Galliformes; Phasianidae. The transcript has 25 exons. The coding region runs from base 66 to 3425 and encodes 1119 amino acids. Gene Ontology annotation, biological process: actomyosin contractile ring assembly; mitotic cytokinesis; septin ring organization.